Molecule: messenger RNA, 1259 nt
Organism: Lethenteron reissneri (Far Eastern brook lamprey)
Lineage: Eukaryota; Metazoa; Chordata; Hyperoartia; Petromyzontiformes; Petromyzontidae
Product: probable RNA-binding protein 46
Molecular function (GO): RNA binding
Source: RefSeq, a predicted model, not a curated record
AGUGUCAAGGGCUCCAACGGGCCCCAAGCCGCUGCCCCGUCGUCACCGCCGCCGUGGACAAAGCGCCGAUGCUCGACAUCAUGAGCUGCGUGGAGAGGGACCUGCUGGACCUCGUGUUGCGCACGGGCUACAACAUCGUCCAGGAGAACGGACAGAGGAAGCUGGGACCGCCGCCCGACUGGCAGGGCCCCCCUCCCGCCCGCGGCUGCGAGGUGUUCCUGGCGAGGAUCCCGCGCGACCUGUACGAGGACGAGCUGGUGCCCGUGCUGGAGGCGGUGGGGCGGCUGUACCAGCUGCGCCUCAUGAUGACGUACCACGGAGAGAACCGCGGCUACGCCUUCGCCACCUUCGCGACGCGCAUCGCAAGCCGCGGACGCCGUCAGGAGACUCCACAAGUCGGAGAUCCGCCCGGGCAACGGAUCGCGGUUCACGUGAGCGUCGACAAUCGCCGCCUCUUCUUGGCGGGGCUGCCGAAGGUUAGGACGCGGGCCGAGGUGAUGGCGGCAAUGAGCGACGUCACGGAGGGCGUCGUGGACGUCCAGAUGCGCUUCUGUCGCCACGACAGGAGCCACAGCCGAGGCUUCGCGUUCGUCGAAUACGAGAGCCACCGCGCGGCCUGCAUGGCCCGCAGGGUGCUGCUGCCGUACUCCUUCCGGCUGUGGGGCCGAGACAUCCACGUGGACUGGGCCAUCCCGCAGCGAGACCCGGGGGCGGCGGCUGCUGCUGCUGCUGCCGGCCUCCCGCCGCCGGAGUGCGCCGUCUCCGACAAGGCCCCGCACAACCUGUUUGUGGGCUGGGCGGCGCACACGCUGCUCUGGCGGGCACCUCACCACCCGUGGCCCACGCCAAUCGGUCUGGACGAGCUGCCGGAGACGGCCGUCUUGUCGUGGGAGACGCGUUUGCAGGCGCUGCUACGGAGCGCCGGCGUGGGCCACGCGACCUUCGAACUGCACGCUCACUCGGAGCCCGGCAGGCCCAUGGGCCUCUUGUACAAGGUCUCCGUUCCCGGGAUGAUGCGGGAAGGCAGCGGCUUCUUCCCCGCGGUGCUGAGCUCCAGCGCGGAAGGAGCUCGCGAAGUGGCCAGCGGCCUUCUCUACGAAAUCCUCGGCGACGCCAACCCCCUGAGGGGGGGCCCGGUCCCCGCCGCCACGCUGCCUCCCGGCUGCCCCGUCCGGAACCUCCCGGCGUAUCCCGGCGACUUCCCCGCGCCCCGGCAGCCGGUCGCCGCGCGCCUGCCGACGAGCGGCACGCACCCGUAG